CCAGUCAUCAGAAGUCAAACCAGAAGGGAACUUUUUUCCUCUGUUCGAAACUAUAAUUGCAAUAGCUGAGCCUCUUGUACACAUUUCAUCGAGACGCGAGAUAUGUGGUUGUGAUUGCAGAGACUGUAGUUCAAACAACGAGGGAGCGUAAAAUGGCAGAUCUUUACCAUUCAGAUUCUGAAAUCAUCGCAUUACAAGACUACAUUUGUUCUUUGAACAUUUCCACUCUUCCCAGAAUUCUGGAGAUCCACUCUGGAGUUUACUUCCAAGGAUCAGUCUAUGAAAUAUCAGGAAAUGAGUGCUGUUUGUCAACAGGAGAAUUUAUUAAAAUAAUUCACAUCGAGCUGCAGAAGGUUGGCUGCAACAAUUUGGACAAUGAUUCCACAUUCGACCUCCCACUGAACUACCCAGGGAACUUUGUGCUUAUUCCUGAAGGAGAUCCUUACACCUCAAUUGAAGAAAUUAUUCAAGCAAAAGAACUUGAGAGACAGAACUCAGAAGAAAUCACGUUUUGCUCCAUGACUGAUAUCAUCAUUGACCAAAAUACCAUUAGGAGCAGAGAACCCAUAACAGUUAUUUCAACUGUGGUUCAAGAUGGACAUAAGUUUGCAGAUUGCAUUGUUGACGGCAAUCUUGAGCAGCUGCAUGUAAUGCUUCCAUUUGUGUUAAAAGGCCAGUUUAAUGAAUGUGAAGAUGAUAAGCUAUAUACAGUCAAUGACAUAAUUGAGUCCCAAACUCUGACAAAAAGGAAAGUAAUGCUGGCUGAAACUGAAGGAAUCAACACACCCUACCAUUGUAAAGGCCCGCUGAUCAUUUCACCUGUAUAUGAAAUUCAAGCAAUUAUGAAUUUCAGGAAAGAGGCUGUGAAAAUACCCUCAACUUUGGAGGUUGACGUGAGGGACGUCACAGAGGAACAGAAAAAUAUCACAUUCAUCAAACCAAUGUCACUGACUGAUAUCGCCAACCAAUCUCACCAGAUGCUUCCAAUAAUGGCUAAAAUCUUGGAUGCCCCAGACCAGCAAGCCCCUUUCAUGUCUGAAUGGUUUCAUUCACUUAGGAAGGAGAGAAAUAUAAUAAUUUACAAAAAAGUGGUAGUGAAGAAAAUCCUGGCGACAUCUGUGCGUAACAAGAUCAGCCGGCAUUUCUUAAUCUCUGAUAAUUACAAGGGGACUUUCAGAAGGCGUCCAAGGGAAUUCCCAACAGUGUUUGAUCUUUGCGAAGCCUGCACCCAAGAUGACCCAUUGUACGUUGUGGUUACGAGAGACUGCACGUGGAAUGAAGAUGGACUAUCUUCCCUUUGUAUUGGGGACCACUUGGUUACGAUGUUUAAGACUACUUCACAAGUGGUCAUUGGUGGUGCUCCUCAGAAUAUGGAUGUGCUUGCAUGUAGUAAGAUCCCAGAAGAAGAUGAUGAUGAUGAUGACGGGGAGAAGGAUGUGAGUGAGCCACUUAUGCUUCCUCAUUAUUUGGAGGGUCAUUUUGUAGAAGAAAUCCAUGACACAAAGAAAUACAAAAUCUCAGAAAUAUUUUCCAAGUUCAAAUUCCCAUGCCACGUGAAGGUCACAUCUAAAGAUCAGUCCUUACCAACUGAUUCUUUAACAUCCUUCCCAACAAUCAAACUGGAGAAGAUAUUAGAGGUGCCUACUUUAAUUGUCAGUUUUCUGGAGAAAUCAUCGGAGUGCUUUGCGAUUCCAAUAGAAUGGGUGACCAUGAAUGUCCAAGUCCUGGAAGACUACGCUGGAAAAGAUUGCAGUUACGAAAGCACUGCCCCAGUAGAGGAGCUGACCAACUUCAUGUACUAUAACCUGUGGAAAGUUUCUUCUCCAUCUCAUUGUCCUCCACCUCGUCCACCUAAACGACUAAAGGCAGCAACCCUUUCACCAGCUCCUGCCCCAGCUCGAAAUCCUUCUCAUUCUCCUGUUCCAGGUGACAAGCAGCACCAACCACCUUUGCUUCCUAAGAGACAAUCUAUGAACCCAAUAUCUAACGUCACCAAGAGCAAAGAAUUGCCAUUAAUCUCAGAAAAACUCAUUUUGAAGCAGCAGAGAAAAGCUGCUCCCAAUGAAUAUGUAAAACCUAAAAAAAUGAAAGGAAAGAAAACUGCUGAACCUCCUGAAGUACAGAAGUUAAAUUACGACAGUGACCAUGACUAUGAACAAAUGAUAGAAGUCUCUAAACCCGACUCGGACAAUGAUUAUGAACCGAUAGAAGCUUGCACCCAAAUGUCUUUACAAGCAAUGAAAAUAUCGACACCAUAGGUUUUGAAAAUUAAACAACGUAAUGGAUGCUUUGAGAAUGGUGAAGCAACAACUCGCUGAGGAAACUGCAUCUAGCUGACAAGUUUAGUUUCAUUAAUUUAAGUAAUUGUUGAGUCCGAAAAUAUAACAUGCUUUGGACGGAAAUCAUCUUUUGAAGAUAAAGCAAAGAAAACAGCAACUCUCACUUUCACAUACUGACAAAUCCAGAUCAACAUUUUAGCACGAUAGAUGUAAUAAAGCAAUAUUUCAUUGACCUUAACUUUGAAAAUUAGUUAAAAGAAACACUGAUGGCAUUUUGUUGUCAGAUGGAAAGACUUGUAAUGGGGAUUCAAAAGCAAAGUGGUUUGUAAUAUAUUUGCAGUGUUUUGCCCUUCUGUGUCUGUGCUAGUUCUUUUGAAUUAGCUUUCAACACCAUUCUUUUCAGGCAGUACAAUCCAAAUAUGUAUCUGAAAUAGAGCAGAAAUUAUGUAUGCAUAGAAUGCGCAGGAAAUCAAUUUAUUUUAGUUUUAGUUUUUGAGAUACAGCGUGGAAACAUGUGAGGCUGGGAAAGUACAUUUCGGACCCGCAGACCCUCAGCAUAGGAGCAUCGCAAAGCUGCGUACUCUCCCCUCUCCUCUACUCUCUCUA
This is a messenger RNA of Amblyraja radiata (thorny skate), 2885 nucleotides long. It is a transcript of the gene themis2, whose product is annotated as thymocyte selection associated family member 2. The transcript is spliced from 7 exons. The record is from RefSeq and is a predicted model, not a curated record. Bases 153 to 2258 code for a protein of 701 amino acids. Gene Ontology annotation, cellular component: nucleus; cytoplasm. Lineage: Eukaryota; Metazoa; Chordata; Chondrichthyes; Rajiformes; Rajidae. Gene Ontology annotation, biological process: T cell receptor signaling pathway.